AUGGAAUUAAAGAGAAGAGAUUGAAAAGAUCCAGCUUGUUUUUCAGUCCUUCUUAGUUAUUUUCACAGCCAUUUGCUCUUGACACUGACUGAAAGUAGUUUACAACUUAUUAUAGGAUCACAAUUGGCCCUGUUUAAGGAUUGGAUGCUUUGUCGGCAGAUGUCAGGACUUUAGUCUAUGAGGAAAAAAUUUUCAUGGCUUCAGCAGCAGCAGCACCAUCAUUUCGUUCAACAAAAAAGACAACUAACUACGCCCGGUUAUGCAGGCUUCUGGUGGAUAUUAGCUCACAUGUCCUGAGAGAGAUAUUUGACAAGAAGCACCCGCCAGGAAAACUGGAAAAAGUCUUAUCACGUCCACAAACUCACGCAGUGCUACAAAACCUCAGAAGAAAAAAAGUACUCAAUCCAUCACAAUGGGGAAAACUGUAUCCUGCCAUAAAAUGUUCGGUUUCAUCUCAGCAUUUUGACAUCACCCUAUUGAUGGUUCUUUUGAGGAACAUUUGUUGUUUGGUUGCCCCACGUAAUGGCUGGGAUAAGCUUCCUCCUUUAGCAGACACAAGCCUUGAGGCAGACAUCGCGCGCAUCAAGUGCUACAGAAACACAGUUUAUGGUCAUGCAAGCAAGGCCUCAGUUGAUGACGCAACAUUUAAUCAGUACUGGCAAAACAUCAAAGAUGCAUUGGUGAGACUGGGAGGAGCAGGUUAUCAAGCUAUUAUUGAUGAUCUGAGAACGGAAUGCAUGGACCCUGAUUUUGAGGAACACUACAGAGAGCUUCUUAAACAGUGGGUGAUGGAUGAAGUCAGUACCAAGGAAAGAUUGAAUGAAAUGCAAGAAAAUUUAGUGAAGAGAUUCGAUGACUUGGAGGCGAAAAUAGUCGGCGAUUCCGAAAGGAGGAGAAAAAAAGGAGAAUCUUUCACAAAAAAGAAGGUAAAAGAGGACGUCAAUAUUCUGAUUCUGGGAGAGACAGGAGUUGGGAAGUCGACCUGGAUCAACGGGAUUGCCAACUACUUGAAGCACAGCUCUCUCCAAGCCGCCAUGGCUGACCGCCAAUUCACUGUUUUAAUACCAUUUAGGUUUGCCUAUACGAGUGAAGAAGGGGAAGGCAUAGACGUUUCUUUUGGUUCCGACGCAAAUGAGAUUUUAGCCACCGGUCAGUCUGCUACCCAGUCCCCUCGGGAGUACAUGUUUGAGACAGACAACGCCAAGUUCCACCUCAUCGACACUCCAGGCAUCGGGGACUGUCGCGGAACUGACAAGGAUAAAGAAAACUUUGACAACACUCUGGCAUUUCUCACCAUCUACGACAAGAUCCAUGCCGUGGUUGUGCUUCUCAAGCCAAACAAUGCACGGUUGACUGUGGCCUUUAAAUUCUGUGUGUUAGAGCUCCUCACACAUCUUCAUAAGUCGCUGGAAUCUAACAUUAUAUUUGCCUUCACCAACUCCAGGGGAACGUUUUACCAGCCAGGAGACACCCUGCCAGUUCUCAAGGAACUCCUGGCGAAACACAACCUUAAAAUCGAUGUUUCACCAUCGAACUAUUUUUGUUUCGACAACGAAGCUUUCAGGUAUUUAUCUUUCUUAGGUCUAAACUUGGGUCUAAACUUUGAUCAAGAGAACAAAGAUUUUUUUGAAAUUCAUUCAUUCAUUUAUCUGUUUAUUAUCUCUCUUUUUCAUAAACCAGACCCUAUAGGGGCUAAGGCUAAAGAGUGUUCCAAUUUACAGCAAAUUUUAAAUACCUUAAGUUGGGUAGUAAAGUGUGUGAUCAUAAAUUUUAAUGAAAUAAAUUUAAGGACUAUCAAUUUUUUUGCGAUGUGAAUUUAAAACUUUAAUUCGAUUAAAAAACAUAUCGAUAAUAGGAAAUAUCAUAGAAGAGUGGCUAUUAAAUUUCCUCAGAGUAUUACCACAUGAUCUGAAAUGGGUACCGUAAAACAAAACAUACAGGCUUGAGAGGUCUAUCAUUGAGUAAAGGCGAUCUUUGAAGGAAAACAGUUGUGUCUGCUUCACUUCGCCACGCAAAAUACGGAUCGAGUAAGAACCAGUUAGAACGCUCAGAUUUACCUCGGGACUGCCUUGCCGCAUAAUAAAAGAUAUACCUAUAAAUAUAAUCAAAUACGUAAAACUUUAUCUUGAGUCGCGGAGUGCUCUACAGUGGUGGAGCUAUAUAACUAAUUGAAUGGUUAAGGAAAAAUUAUAACAUUGCACUGCAAAUCUGUUCCAGAAGGGACUGGUGGU
Stylophora pistillata is the source of this 2231-nucleotide messenger RNA. RefSeq lists its product as uncharacterized. The record is from RefSeq and is a predicted model, not a curated record. NCBI's taxonomy places the organism in Eukaryota, Metazoa, Cnidaria, Anthozoa, Scleractinia, Pocilloporidae.